AUGGGCCAACGCCAUACGGUCGCCACGUGUGCAGGCAUGAGGAAGCCCACACUCCCAGCCCACGUGAGCGGACAUGCAGAGCAUGCCGUGCGCCUGCAUGCGUGGGGGAAGGGCGAGGCGAGCAGGGGGCAGCCGGCAGUCUCCAGGCCCAGCGGGCAAGAAGGGGGAGGAGGCGACAAUGUGCAGGCCGAGCAGGUUGGGCAAGGGAGAGGUGGGGGAGGGGGAGGGGACGAUGGGAUUGGGGGGAGGAGGGGAGGAGGGGAGGAGGGAAUGUGGCGUGAGUGCAGCGUGUAUGGGAGCCUGUCGACAUGCAGUGAAGGAAAGGGAGAUGGGGAGGCUGACGGGAAGGGGGGGUGGGCAGGGGGAUGGGUUAGAGAGGAAGGGAAGGUGGGUGGGGAGGGGGAACAGGAGGGGGGUGGGGAGGGGGAUAGGCAGGUAACGAAGGCGGAUGGGAAGGGCAGUGGAGAGGAGGGGGAGGAGAGGGUGGGAUAUGAUGAGCGGAGAGGAAGCGGCGAGGGGCAUGGCGGUGAGGCGGUGAGGCGGUGA
Closterium sp. NIES-65 is the source of this 546-nucleotide messenger RNA. The record is from the annotation of a GenBank genome assembly. NCBI's taxonomy places the organism in Eukaryota, Viridiplantae, Streptophyta, Zygnematophyceae, Desmidiales, Closteriaceae.